AUGAUGCCUUCACUGUCAUGGGUCCGAUGGACUGUUUUCUGUCUCCUUCUGGUCUGGAAGAGAACAGCGGCUCACAGUGUGGAGGUGCUUUGCUCCGUGGCACCAGCGGGGCCACUACACCCUGUUCAGGGUCUGCUGGAGAGGUUUGAGGCUGGGCCAGGUUGUGCGGCUAGGGAACGCGGAGACAAGGAAACUCAUGUCAUUGCAGUGGGGAGAGUGACAAACAGCCCUGAAAACAAGGUGACAGUGUUGCUGAAGCGGUUGUCUCCAUCCCCCUCACCUCUCAGAGCCCUCCACCUGCUGCUCAGCUCCAAGCUCCCACUCACCUGGUGGCUGGAGGCUGACGGACUGCCCCCCAACCUGCCAGUGCUGGUGCAGGUAUCCUCAAACUCCAGCGUGGAGUCACGUACUCUGCAUUUGAACGUGCAAACGGUGCAUUCGCUACCUUUUCGUCCCCGUGCGCUGCACCACUGGGCUCUGAAGCACCACGGCAGCCUGUCCUCUCUGACACACGCAACACACGGCAAUCAAGUCUACAUCCCACUGGGAGAGGAUCCCACUCAGCCUGCUGUGUGCCGGCUGCAGUCCAUGUUCCUCUCUCACAACUACCUGACCUCUGAACUGCAGCCACAAGAAGUGCAGGGCUGCACCGGCUCUCCGACAGGUGGGACCGGCCCCGAAGUCCACAUGAUCAAGCUCCAUUCGGCCGGCUCAGGGCUCUGCGGCUCCCUCCAAGUGGAGGUGAUCGUCUCUCUUGUGCCCCUGGUGGCCAACUCAAAGACCCAGACGGUUGUACUUAUUCUCAGCAGCUCCGUGCCAGUCAACUGGGCCAUUGUUGCUCAUGGUGUCCGGGGUCAUAUCUCUGUUCAUUCCUCUAACAGCCUGUCCCCACCCUACCCACCUGAGCCCGACCUAACCCUGUCCAGUACACUGAACUCUGACCUGUCCACCAUACCUGACCUUCUUGCGUGGGUCCGAGAGAGGGGUUAUACCAGGCUGACCUCAUACACCGAGGCUGACCUGGCCAAUCGCUUUGUGAUCCAGCUGGCUGGGGGCGGGACAGACGCGGUUGCCGUGAUGAAUCCUGUGGUGGUGAGGCCGCCCUGGGCCAAGGAGCGCAGGCUGAGGCAGUGGCUGAACGCUGGAGGCGGAGCAGGAGGAGGCCCAGAGAGUUUCACGGUGCAGUGUGAGGACGGACGCCUAAGCGUGACCGUGGACCAACACGUCAUGCAGAGCUUGUCUGUACCAGUGACUGCCGUGACUCUGCAAGACCCAACAUGCCAGGCUCAGUCCAAUGGGAGCCAUUUCCUGUUGGUGUUCCCGGUAAUUUCCUGUGGGACCGAGGGUCUGCUCCUGGGACAGUCGAGAGGGGUGCAGUACAAAAACAUGGUUUUAUUAUGGAGAGACGAGCCUCAGACCAUCCUGUCGCUCAGUGAAACGGAAAUGAAGUCCAAAAGUCCACUCGGCAUAAAUUUUAGCUGUUUGGCUGCAGUCCCAACGCUCACUGGUCCUGCUGACGGGGACAACGUCAACAUAAACACACCUCUGGCAGGGCUGGUCCCCUGGGCAACCGAGAGUCCGGGUCCUAAUCCAGGACUGAGACACCUUCCAACACCCAGACACAGAUCUGAGCCAGUUCUUCUUCUGAAGCUCUUUGUCACUGAGAGCUACAAACAGAGGAGAAGCGGGCCCUGUGUCAUAACUGCAGACCAUCGUGUCUACGUUGAGAUUUCAGCCAAAGGGCCCCUCAUAGAUGCAAUGGAGGUGAAGUCAUGUGUGGUAUCUCCUCUGUCGGACCCUAAAAAGUCUCGUUUCUGGACCGUCAUAAGCGACGGCUGCUCCUCAGACCCCUCACUGACCCUCAGUGCAAAGACAAAAGAUGAAGCUGAAGAGGAAGAAAAGGCCGAAGUUGGUGGUGAUGAAGAGGAAGAUGAAAAGGAGGAGAUGGAUGUAAUGGAAAAAGGCAGAGAUGUAGAUGUCCCACUCCAACACAAAGUUGACAGAAGAGGGAGAGAAGCACCAGAGAGGAUGGAAAAGAGUAGCGCAAACGUGGGAGGAGAGGAGGAGAUACGUCCCCUGAGAUUUAGUUUCAUCCUUCGGCCAGUUUAUAAUGACUCUAUGCAGUUCCUCCACUGCAGCCUCCGUCUGUGUGUCUCAGACCCAAAAAGAGAGGAACCCACAGAGGAAACAGUAAAGAAUGAGUGUCAGGGUGGGCUACAUAUCCCUCCGCUUGUGACUACAUCUUCCAGGCACCAGUGUGAGAUCAGAAACCUCUACAGGCCCAUGGUGGUCACCCGGCCCAUUAGCUCACUGGCACCCAAACCGGAGCCCCCUGUUGGCCAAAGAACCAAGAGAUUGAGUGUCUCACCGAUAGCCAGUCCAGACCCAGAGCACAGCAGUGAGUACCACUUAUUCGGACUGGUGUUAGGAAUUGUCUUCGCUGCCUUUGUGAUGGGCAUCUGCCUGAUGGGGGGGCUGUGGUGCAUCUAUUACUAUACAGGGGCUCGUCGAGCAUCACUUGGAGGAGAACGUCUUGUAACAGACCACACUCAUGGAGGACACGACACCUGGAAUCCACCGUCACCUUCUGAUCAGGCGUCCACCUCGGUGUAA
Messenger RNA from Anoplopoma fimbria (sablefish), 2613 nucleotides. RefSeq names its product endoglin, like (gene engl). Bases 1 to 2613 code for a protein of 870 amino acids. The transcript is spliced from 15 exons. Lineage: Eukaryota; Metazoa; Chordata; Actinopteri; Perciformes; Anoplopomatidae. The record is from RefSeq and is a predicted model, not a curated record.